ACGCAAUGAAAUCUUUGUCCAUGAUUUACGUUGGUGUCUUUCUCCCUUCGUUUUGUUGUCCCUCCCUCUCACGCUUUUUUCUUGUCUUCCUUCCUCCACCGAUAUUUUCAAUUUCCCAAUUCUCAUUCCGAUCAAACCCUUCUCUUCGAUGACGUCGUAGCUCAUCCAUCACCUCUUCAAAAUGCACGCUUUCAAAGAUAAAGUCACACAGAAGCUUUCGCAUCUCUUUGCCAAUAAUUCACCUGCCUCCUCUUCCCCUCAGGCUAGUUCCUAUCCUAAAGAGGGUAAACCUGUGUCUUCCUAUUUAUCUUACAUUAUCCCAUCAAUCUACUUUGAUGGAUCAAACUCAAGCAAGAAUCAGCAUGAUCAUAAAGCAACUCAUUCAUCUUCUUCUGGAUAUAAUUAUCAGAAUUUUGAGUAUCAAGAUGUUCCAUAUGUCGAUUGUGAUCCCGCCGCAUGUAACAGCACAGAUUUAACGAAAGAUGAAAUUAUCAAUGAAGACAGAACCUCUACAAGGAAUAGUAGUAGUUGUAGUUCCGAGGUUUAUGAAGAAGCAAAUGGGCACACUCCAAAUAAUUUAAAGAGGUCUCCGAUCAAUCUUUCAGACGACUCUACUUUUAUAUCUCCAGAGUUGCAUGAAUUUUUCGAAUCAUGCCUCCCUAAUAUUGUAAAAGGACGUCAAUGGGUCUUACUUUAUAGUACGUUGAAACAUGGAAUAUCGCUUCGUACACUUAUUCGCAAAAGCGCUGAACUUCCUGGCCCUGGUUUGCUGAUUGUUGGAGAUAAGCAAGGUGCUAUGUUUGGCGGGCUGCUAGAUUGCCCUUUGAAACCUUCAGCAAAGAGGAAAUAUCAAGGGACAAACCAAACUUUUGUCUUUACAACUCUAUACGGUGAACCAAGGCUGUUUCGACCUACUGGUGCGAACCGAUACUACUUCAUGUGUAUGAACGACUUACUUGGACUUGGCGGUGGGGGUAAUUUUGCUUUAUGCUUAGAUGGAGAUCUGUUAAAUGGAACUAGUGGACCUUGUGAUACAUUUGGAAACCAAUGUCUAGCUCAUAGUCCAGAGUUUGAGCCGAAGAAUAUUGAGUUGUGGGGAUUUACACAUGCUAUGCAAGGAUAAGAGAUAUCUUUAUUUCAGUGUCUAAUAGAAGCUCUCUCCUGUUUUUUAUUUCACUAUUAAAAUUUAGUUUAGCUUCGAGAGGGUGACUGUUUACACCUACACAAUCGAUUCAUUCGAUAUAGUUUCAAACAAUGUCCCAUGUUUUUGUCGGUAGAUUGUAUGUUUAAAAUUCGGUUGUUCCCAAAUUUGGAUUUGUGGAAGUUAGAUAUAUGGUUGGAACACAUUGUUGUGUGGUAGAGAAUAUGUAAGGUGAGGUAAAGCAGUGUCACCACUCACUAGCAAUAAUCAAAAUGAAUGUUUAUAGUUGAGUGGGAACAAUGUUAUAGCCACAGCCACAUGUAUGAAGUGAAGUAUUAACAUUGAUGCAAAUGUUGAGAUUGAAGUAUAGUUGGUACCAAAGUGCAGUUAUUGAGAGAGUAUAAUUAUUUA
Molecule: messenger RNA, 1552 nt
Organism: Lathyrus oleraceus (garden pea)
Lineage: Eukaryota; Viridiplantae; Streptophyta; Magnoliopsida; Fabales; Fabaceae
Exons: 8
Coding region: 182-1123 (313 amino acids)
Source: RefSeq, a predicted model, not a curated record